Thermothelomyces thermophilus ATCC 42464 is the source of this 1464-nucleotide messenger RNA. RefSeq lists its product as uncharacterized. Lineage: Eukaryota; Fungi; Ascomycota; Sordariomycetes; Sordariales; Chaetomiaceae. Bases 143 to 952 code for a protein of 269 amino acids. Gene Ontology annotation, molecular function: FMN binding. The record is from RefSeq and is a predicted model, not a curated record. The transcript has a single exon.
CAUUUCGUAACCCUGCCUUUUCGGUAAUUAAUAAUACUGCGUAGCUCCCAGGCGACUGACAACCGCAGCAUUUGAGCUAUUAAUUACCCAAAUUCAAAUUUGCCCACCUUACCGAUUGCAUUUGCUCCAUCAUCUGGAUAGAAUGGGACUGAAGAAGCGCAGACGUACCAGCAACGCCAAAUCCAAGUCGUUGCCAAAGGCAACAAAAGAGCCGGAGCGUAAAGGAACAAAGACGCCCUCCUCAACCCGAACGCGCGCCCGCGGGCCCACCAUCAGAGCCCCCUUCACCCCUUACCCACCGUCCAAGGUCUACCGCCUCAUCGAGCCGGGCCCCGUCCUGCUCGUCUCGACGGGCCCGGCGCCGUCCCCGGCCGGCAGCCCCAGCGGUGACGACAGCUCCACUCCCUCCUCCUCCUCCUCCUCCUCGGCGGCGGCGGUGGCGGCGGCGUACGACAUCAACCUGAUGACGAUGGGCUUCCACAUGAUGCUGCAGCACGGGUCGCCGCCCCUGGUGGCGGCGUGCAUCGGGCCCUGGGACGCGACCUACGCGCGGCUGCGGGCGACGCGGGAAUGCGUGCUGGCGGUGCCGAGCGUCGAGAUGGCGCAGACGGCGGUGGACAUUGGCAACUGCAGCGCGGCCGAAGACGGCAUGACAAACAAGUUUGAGAGGUUCGGCCUCGCCGCGCUGCCCGCGGAGAGGGUGGGCGCGCCGCUGGUGGGCGGGGAGCAUGUGAUUGCCAACGUGGAGUGCGUGGUCGAGGACGACGCGAUGGUGGACAAGUACGGCCUGUGGGUGUUGAGGGUCGUCAAGGCGUGGGCCAAUCCGGCGUUGAUGCCGGGCCAGGGCGGGAGGAUGUUCCAUCACAGGGGGGAUGGCACGUUCAGCGUGGAUGGCGAGGAGGUGUUGGACCUCAGGGAGAGGAUGGUCAAGUGGAAAAUGUUCCAGGAUUGAACGGCUCGUUGACCGCAAGUCGCGCGCUUGCCUCUUUCAUCUUGCUAAUCAUUUAAUUAAUCACCAUUCACUCUUUCCUGGCUUUUUACCCAUCAUCCUCUUCCACACCUCUUUUUCUUAGGCGGUCUGCGCAUCUUGGACUUGAUGAGAAGAGCGUUGAAGGAGCCAAUAAUUACCUGAAUAAUAGAGGAAACCUCAGGUUUUGGCAAACAUCUAGAUUAUGUAAUUAUGUCUAUGGAAUGUUGAGUACUCAAGUGAGAGAUGGAGUCAAUCCAGAACACGCAAGACAAGCAAGCCCAGACAGAAGAAGAGCAAGCAUGUAGUUUGAAUCCCCGAUUCUGAUAUCGUUGAACUGGGAGAGACGACGUCGACACCGGAAACUGAUGGGUUGGUUGAAUUGGUCGAAUAAGGCGAGUAGGGUUUAAUUAUAAGGUUUCAUCUGACGUUUUCAGAACCAGUAAUUAAGCACCUCUUUACAGAACUUUGGGUGUUUGAGAGUGCAUUGAUUCAGC